Messenger RNA from Mollisia scopiformis, 1630 nucleotides. Its product is annotated as DUF1682-domain-containing protein. The coding region runs from base 59 to 1417 and encodes 452 amino acids. NCBI's taxonomy places the organism in Eukaryota, Fungi, Ascomycota, Leotiomycetes, Helotiales, Mollisiaceae. Gene Ontology annotation, molecular function: calcium ion binding. The record is from RefSeq and is a predicted model, not a curated record. Gene Ontology annotation, cellular component: endoplasmic reticulum. The transcript has 3 exons. Gene Ontology annotation, biological process: endoplasmic reticulum calcium ion homeostasis.
CAAUCUCCCAACUUCCAUCGGACAUUCACAGUUGUCACCACUUGUGAACACCGACGAGAUGGCACAACUCUUCAACAGUCUCUUUGGAGGCUCCAAGCCAUCUGCAUCUCCAAUUCCAGCAGGCGAUUCUGAUUUCGCGGAUUUUGCUGGAGCUCCUGAUCCUUCACCAGCUUCCUUCUCUGCUAUUCCAACAGCAGCCAGCUUCGCAGGAGGAAGUGCGCUCCCUACUGGCAGAGCUGUUCCAUAUACGAAAUGGUACAACAUUCACGAACGCUACUCUUUGAGCGACUUCAAGCAGGAGGGAGUGAUCCUUGGUUUGAUUCUGGUUAUUAUGGCUAUUCAUUUGUUUGGAACAAGCACAAACAAGAAGAAGGCAAAGCAAUGGAUUUCUGCACAUGCGCCGGUAUUACAGAAAGAGUUUGCGCUGGUUGGAUUUGGUGGUCCCAACAGCCCUACUGCAGAAGAUGUCGAGAGCGAGGGCCUGGCUAAGAGCAUGGCUGAUGAGAACCUCGAGCUUCCUGGAGAUAUCCUGAAGGAGAAGUCGCCGCAAGAGUUCACAACCUAUGCGACUGGCAGACAGAAUGUCGCAUUCCUCGAUGUCAAGCUCACCUUGUUGAAGCGCUACAGCCCUCUGAGCUUGUUGGCCGAGUAUGGCAUGAGCCUAUUCUUCGACAGCAUGCCAGCACCAUUCGAGCAGAUGGAAGCUAUUCUGUAUCCAUUCGAUGGCAGGGAAGCUUUGACGGUCCCCGGCCAGAUUCCCGGCGCACACGAGCUCCGAAAGGAUACCAAGAGUAGCUACGAUGGAUUUGUCUGGGCAAUUGUGAACAAGGAGACCAUGAAGCAGCUUCGUGAUGACAGAUAUGAUGUCUCGAUCACCAGCACCAAGGACACUCCUAAGCUCCCAGCGUGGGCUACGGUUAUGAGCGAGAGCGCCGAAAUCACUGAUUUCCUGCUCACUUCCGAGUUGAUUAAGGCUGUUGAGGAUGCAGGAGAUCUAUUGAACCAUCUCAUCAUCACGGAUCAACCUAUUGAUCAACCCCUCAAGCUCGAUGACACUGUUCCCAAGAAGCGAAUUUACCUCUCCAUGCGAAUUCCUUCCUCCGGCGAUUACUCCAAAGUCAUACCUCUCUUCCACUACUUCGUACGCCUGGCAGAUCUUUUGGUCCAAGGCGCCCACUUCAGACCAGAAGUUCUGCGAAAAGUACGCACCACUCGCGACGAUACCGUCCGCAGACUACAAAAAGCCGAUGAGGAAGAAAAGGCAGAAGAGCGAAAUAUCGAACGAGAGAAGGCCAAGAAAUUGAAAAGAGAUCUUGAGUUGAAAGGCCUCGAUGCCAAGGGACAGAAGAAAUACCUCGAGAAGGAGAAGGAGCGCGAAAUGAAGAAGAGUCAAAAGAAGAUGACUACACGUGGAUAAGCAGGGGCGAUUGUAUACAUCUGUAUAGUGUAUAAUGGGUCAUAAUCUGAGGUGUUUGGUGGUUUACGUGUAACAUAUUAUUUUCAUGUAGCCACUUAUCUCCACCAUACUCUUAACGACGAUCACCCAUAAAUCCACGGAAGCACAUCGCAGUUGCACCUCUCGCUCUUGAUUGAAAACAAACAAGAGGCAAGCCUGGCUUAGGAUACCAGC